CAAGGAGCCGCGCAAACGCAGUCAGGCCAGAGCCGAACGCCGCGCUCUCUGCUCUCUCCGCCGCUUUCUCUGUCUCAACUCAGUGAGGACGACACCCAAAGACUUGAAAAAAUGUCUGUCCUCUCAUCACGGAUCAAAGCUAUUUUCAUCAUUUUCUUGGUGUUUCCUCUUUAUUCUGAAACAUCUUUCGCACCUCUGACUGAAGUCGGACCUGUGAUGCCGAACUGUGCACGAUUUUCACCUGGGCGAGGUGAUUGCACCAGAGAAUGGGAUCCAAUCUGUGCAAGUGAUGGUGUAACAUAUGGCAACACAUGUGUUUUCUGCAGGGAAAAGGGGAAUAACGUAUAUUUUUCACGUUUUGGUACUUGUUGAAUAUUGAUUAAACUGCCCUUCAAUGAAUGUGUCAUCACAUUUUGUGGUACAAUCCACAGAUGAUUAGAAUAUUCUCAAUCAAAGCCUGAAAUUUAUAGAUGACCAGGUGCAUCCUAUGAACAGAAGAUAAAAUAUGGAGCAUUUAAAAUUUUUUUCCAACUCUGAGAUUCUAUGAUUUCAGGACUUUUAAUUCUUUAUGUUCAAUUAUUCAAUGAUAAUUUGAAACACUAAUGUCUCGAUUGCAUGUUUGAUAACAUGAAAAGUAA
Molecule: messenger RNA, 638 nt
Organism: Ailuropoda melanoleuca (giant panda)
Lineage: Eukaryota; Metazoa; Chordata; Mammalia; Carnivora; Ursidae
Product: caltrin-like protein 1
Exons: 5
Coding region: 112-372 (86 amino acids)
Molecular function (GO): protein binding
Source: RefSeq, a predicted model, not a curated record